Messenger RNA from Exophiala viscosa, 4907 nucleotides. RefSeq lists its product as uncharacterized. The transcript has 3 exons. NCBI's taxonomy places the organism in Eukaryota, Fungi, Ascomycota, Eurotiomycetes, Chaetothyriales, Herpotrichiellaceae. The record is from RefSeq and is a predicted model, not a curated record. Bases 308 to 4546 code for a protein of 1412 amino acids. Gene Ontology annotation, molecular function: protein binding.
CUCCUUGCGAAUCUGCGCGAACGCUCCCCUGCCGGGCUUUUCUUCGUGGAUGCGCAGUUCUCGCUCAUGAUACGGAAUAUUUCCAGUCACGAGUCCUCUGAAUUUGCUCGCAAGAUUACACCCAAUGCUUGAUCUGGGCCGCAUUGUUGCUCAGUAUGCUUUCUUUCAUGUCCCUAUCCUCGUCAGACUGGGUUGUACACAGAUAUACCAGCUUUGAACGCUGAGAUAUCGCUGUACUGACAGUCAUUUCCUACUUUGAUCUCUUUCCUUUUCUCUUGUUCAUGUAUGGUCGAAGUUAUUGUCCACCAUGGAACCCGAGGAAGGACCCCAUCCCGCAGAUGGGAGAUCCGUUGGAAAACGACGAUGGACAUCAGAAUUCGAGGAUCAGACGUAUGGCAUUUCUCAACAUGUGCCGUCGUCAGAUUCUCAUUCUUUGCACAUCGCGUCCACGAGAGACGGGACCACAAGGAAAAGACCCAAAGUCGCAGCGGAAGUAUACGAGAGAGAGCCUCAUGACCAAAUCAGGAGUGACGAACCACGCGGGAGGGCGACUUUGGGGAAGUUACCCCCAGAGAUACUGCAGCACAUUUGCACGUUUCUGCACCCUAUCUCCCUUGGACGCAUGAUCUGUGUCAAUCGUCAUAUUCGUUCUUUGCUUGACCCUGCCGUACCUCUCCCGCCAUCUUCUAGCCAGAUAAGGUACCUGAAGCUCCGAAGCCAGGAAUCUGUUUGGGCUACAUCCCGGAAAAGGUUUCUCCAUGGAUUCCCCAAGCCAAUGCAUGAUAUGGGCGAACUGCAAAUGUGGCGACUUAUUCGACGCCGUGCAUGUCAGUUCUGUGGAAAGCUCUCGCGCAAAAGAGAGGAAACAGCAUCAACAUCGCCCUGGGAAGCGGGGCCUGGACCUGAAAAUGUUCGCACCAUCUGGCCAUUUCGCAUCAUGUCUUGUGGCCGGUGCUUGGGAGACCGCAUUGUCAAGGAAACCGAAUUGCUCCUUUCCGGGUCGUCUGUUUUGCGUCCUGGUCUUCCAUAUGCGAUACUGACGUCUUUGAUGCAUUACAUUCCUUCUGCUAUCCUAGAGCGAACGCAGCUCCCGCCUCAAUUAGAGCUUACCAAAUACUACUUCAAACCUCAAAUUGAAGAGCUUCAAGCUCAGCUGCGUAGUGUACAGCCAUUGGGAGCAUCUGCCUUGGAAGAGUGGUUGAAAGGCUUGGAGACAGAUGGACGACAGGCGAACCUCGAUGCAGCAAGAUUUGACCAAUGGGAACUCCAUGGUGGCCGCGGAAAGCUGGCUAGCAUUGUGGCAGAUGUCAUGAAGGACACUGGCCCAUCCCUACAAAACAAUAUGGGUCGAGAAGGAUACGACCGCACACGAUUUUCUCCCGUACAAGCCUGGCAACUCAUUACACCCACUGAGUCCUCCACUGGCCGUCUAGCAUCCACCUCUGCCCCGCUAGGCGCUCUCAGCUCUGAACCGAUGAUUCCGCGGAUUCCAGGCCUGCAAAUGGCUCAGGUUGAAGUGCAUCCCCGUUCGGCUACUUCUGAAAAACGUGCAAGUGCCCUUGGAGGACAGCAGUCGAGUAACGAUCCGGUUGACCAAAUUGUCCCCGGCCAACAUCGGCGACAAAGGGUUGAAAGGAGUAAGCAAGAAGUAGAACAUGCUAAGUUGGCACGCCGUAAAGAGAUCGAAAUGCGAUGCCAGGAGUUCCAGCCGCCCAUCAAUCCAACAACGCUCCCAUUCAUGGAUGCAUUCAAAGCCGCAAUACAGAUCCCGCAGGCUCUGAACGACAAGGCCUGGGAGGUUCUGAAGCCUCGUCUCUUGGCGCAACGUGUUGAUGCCGAGAGGAGAGAACAACUUCACAAUGCUACUUCCGGUACGCUAGCUUUAGCAAAUGAAGAGCGCAAACGAUUCGAAGAAGAGCAACGUGUCGCGGUACGGAAUGAAACAAACAUGUGGCAGGAACUGAAGAUCCCAGCUAGGGACAGGAUUCAGCGAUAUGCCCAAGAGUUCAUUCACCAAACAUGGUCUGAUGGCGGUGGUGUAACCAAGACAACAGCAAGUAAGUUUGCUGCUGAGGUCCUCUGCCAUGCACGUCAGCGCUUCGAUGAAGUAAUUGCGCAGGAAGAUAGGAUGCUUGCGUUGAAAGGAACGGCUUUUCCCCAGGACCGAGAGUCUUUAUCCUGCAGGAGACUGAAGUUGAAAGACAUGAAGUGGCUUUUUGAAGAGGCGGUUAGACCCCACACCAGGGGCUUUGGCAGAGAGCUCUUCCUCUGUCGGGUGUGCGAUACGAACCAAAAGCUGUUCUCUUUCGAAGCCGUCGUCCAGCACUAUGCUGCGAAGCACACCAGCGAGCUCAGCCAUGGCAGUAUCAUCGUCUACUGGGAUGCUGAUUGGCCCGUGGAACCACCCUUCGAUCCCUCUCCGAACAUCCCUUGGGUCUUUGACGGUGGCCAUGGCUUGCCUCAGAUCGACAAACGACCUCAGCCACGCUCACAAGCAGGUUCCUCGAGACAAUCGGGGCAAGCAGCUAAUGAGAGCUUGCAAGCUCGUGCAGACUAUGUUGCAGAUUCCGCACUCGAAUUCUGGCAAAGGACAGAUGGCAUCUGGGAUCUUUCCAUGCCGGUCCGACUUUUCAUUAUCAUCCAACAUAUCAGCCUGCAGUAUCUGAAGAGAUUCAGGCAUGAGCUUACAUUAUUAGACUUCAUGGAUCUUGUGUCGAACCGGCCCGAACUGGAAUUUCUUCGGAGGUUAGCUGGAUUUCGAUGCAAGACAUGUCUGGACACCCUAGAUACAUCACCUUCGAGGCUGGACGGACCAGCCGACCAGGAGCGCUCUCUUCCCGAUCUACUGCGCCAUUUUCAUCGGCUGCAUGACAGUUCAACGUCCCGCGAACAGGUGUAUCCGCCACCGUUGCCUCACAGAUCGCAUCCGGAUUUUCCAAUACUAGAUUGGAAGCGAGAUAUGAUAUAUCUUCCCAGUGCUGCAACCAUAAAAGCCCUGCCAUUCUCUCGGGGUAUUGAUCGGGACAAACUCCAGAUCAUUUCGGACGCGUUUCCUGAGCAUUUCCCACAGCCAAUGUCAGGAGGUAGUCUGUCAGAGCCACUGUCUGACUACCCUCAGCGUAUGUUCCCACAAGCCUCACAGUUCAUGGCUCAGCAACUUCAUCGCGCUGCUGAUCCUAGCCCUCGGAUUGGUGGGGCAGGGUCAUAUGUGGCACGAUCGGAAGGCUCGGUAGGUGUGUUAGAUCAGUAUGAUCCGCAUCACCCUGCACCCGCGAUCAUGCACAGACAGCCACAUGUACCUCGAUCUGUCCGCUCCUCUCCUCCAAGGAGAACGACUCAGUACAGAACGCUACCUCGCUACACGACAGGGUACCAAGUAUCUGAGCAGGAUUGUCAUAGAGAGACUGAAGCUGGUGAUGCUUGGGAAAGAUCCGAGCGAGAAGGUCCGUUAUCGCAUGACUCCGUGGUCUACUCCCAUGAAGGCGGGUCAUCAAGAUGGUCAUAUCGAGAGCCCCUUACAGAGUAUAGCGAAACGACUGUUGGGACGCUUUCUGAAGUCAGGCCAGAAAGUAAGGCGACGAGCCGACAGUCGCUGUCUCUGGUGCCGGAUUCAGACGUACGUAGUAGGUCUGGAUAUGUACGCACUCAACCGGGCAGCGAUGGCGCGCAUGAUCUAAAUCCAGCCGCAGAUUUUCUUGCGAAUUUCGACCCAAUGGCAAAUGAAACAUUCACCAGCGCAGGACUCGCUGCGACUGGGUCACUCAUGCGCCCAAUUGAGGUUGAGGUGCAAAGAUCACGGCCCGGGACUGUACUUUCUGUCCAGCCACCAUCGCACCAGCGAAUGACCGGUUUCGACGUCGAACAUCGCUCAUCGCCUCAGGGGAGAUAUACUCACUCCUUACCCUUACGUGAAGGCACUCAGCUACCUGACACCGGGCAUCUCAGACGUCAUGACAAUGAUUUGGCCGUUUCCGAUGGUUUCAUGGCAGAUGUUCCUCUCCGCACCGCGCCUGACCGCGAGUAUCUAGAGGCUUUGCCCGAGCGCUUGCAUAGAGAGCAGCACCAAAGCAUGCCUAGACAUGGGGAGUACGGAUCAAUUUUCCAUACUAUUCCUGCACGGGAGACUCGGUACCAUCCUGGAGACACACACAACUAUGGCGAUAGACCCUACAAGUAUGCGGAGAACGCCUUGGAAGAACAUUACUCAUAUCGAAUACCUUCGGAGCGGUACGUUGAGAUCGAUCCCUCGCGCGAGCCUCGCUACAUCGAGCAUAUACAACACCCUGAUGAUAGAGAGGAGUAUCUACAGGUCGUUCCCAGAGGCUACCGAGCCGUUGAGGACGGCCAUGGGCUUCAGCAGAUUUCAGAGGCGCACAGGUAUAUCCGACAUGAUGCCCAAUCUAUCCCUGCAGAAAACUACGGAGCAAGGUAUCAACGUCUAGGGGAAGGCGGAAACCGGGACGUGAUUUACAUGCCCACAAACGAGGCAAGGCGUCACCCUUCUCGUCGAAGCCGUCAUGAUCCUUCAGCGGAAGACAUUCUUUGAUGUUCGGCACUCACCACCAACCACCCACUUUUUAUUGUUCUUGCCGUUUGUCUUUUCGAGACUGCUUGAUGUGCAUGUAGCACGGAAGGAGCAACCUCGUUUUCAACGUGGACAGGUGGCUCAGCUUAUGUUUUUGUGCAAAGAUACCCCCUUGUGUUUGGUUAUUGUCACGAGCUCUCAUAACUAUUAUGACAUAUAUACAUUUACGAUAAUAUUAAGUCCAGUGUGAGGACGAACAUUACUCAACAUGCCCCCAAGACGCAUUGCAUCACUACAGAACAGUGAUCAUAUGACAUGAUGAGUUGUCCUGCCAAGGUUAAACAGGCAGACUAUGCGCUGGUCAGCGCCAUAACACUAUUUU